Biomphalaria glabrata is the source of this 4494-nucleotide messenger RNA. RefSeq names its product G-protein coupled receptor GRL101-like. The record is from RefSeq and is a predicted model, not a curated record. Gene Ontology annotation, biological process: G protein-coupled receptor signaling pathway. Gene Ontology annotation, molecular function: G protein-coupled receptor activity; protein-hormone receptor activity; protein binding. The transcript has 2 exons. Bases 83 to 3607 code for a protein of 1174 amino acids. Gene Ontology annotation, cellular component: membrane. Lineage: Eukaryota; Metazoa; Mollusca; Gastropoda; Planorbidae.
AACAGCUGUCUAUAAGAGUGAUACAAGUUUGAACACAUUUUAAAUGUUCUAAAUACGUGUCUUUGAUUUUGAAAAAUAAGAUAUGUUAUAUUUCUAUUUCCUUAUAAGCGUAGGUUAUGUUCUUUCCUUUCCAUUGGAACAGUGCGAUAUGAAAAAGCUUCACUUAAGGUUUAUGCUGGACUGCCGAGAUGAUAUUGAAGAACAAAUGAACAUAUUCAAUCAAACACAACAGUUUUUUUUUACUUAUAGAUACUGGAAUAUCCCAGAAUUCACUUUAAUGACCUAUUCACACGAAGGGAUCUAUCAGAUACAAAAUGUGACAGAUAUUGAGAAAAUAAACCAAACAUGUCCUGACAAAAUUACCAGUAAGUACCUUGCCAAUCAAUCACUGGCGUGGAAUCUGACUGAAGAAUGGAGUGAGUCAGAGAAAAACAUAAUCCGAAUAAUUGUAAUAAUGCAUUCCUAUUUUAUCCCUUGUAAGGUACGGAGUGGAUUUAUAAAAAAUAAUGUUAAAAAUAGGAAGCUCUAUUUUUUUAUUUCUGUCCUGCAAUCGGACACUUUUUUGAAACACUGUUCGAUAAAAAAUCAUUUUCUGCCUUUAAAAGCUUUUCAUGAAUUUAACAGCGAAGUAUUUUAUUACAGACUUUGUUACAGUCAGUGUAAUGCAACUGCUGCUACUUUUAAGAAAGGAACUUUUUUAGUUUCAUCCUAUGAUAAACUAGAAAGUACGACAAUAUCCAGCAAUGAAGCUCGCCAGUACUGUGCAGCGAAACAGAGGGCGUAUUUAAUUUCCUUGGAAACUUAUGACGAACUGGAAUUUAUUUUUCAAAAAUUUGGACAAAAAGGGUUUGCCAUACAUAUAGGACUCAGUGUAGAAAUCGAAGGCACGCCACAGUGGGCAUCGUCGAACCCGUUCACAUUAAAAUACAAUUACUCUCCGAAAUAUUCGUAUGUGGAAAAGCGUAACAAAAUUAAGAAAAAUAAUAGAGUUAGACGUUUUUAUGAUGGUGGUUUUGACGAAAAUUGGCAUUAUUUAUCAAUGCAUUAUGAUGAUAAUGUAGAGAUAUCUUAUGAUUACGAAAUAAAAAUCAUAUCGCACCUAAAAAAAUGUUUUUUUAUAAGUAAGGAAACAAAAUAUAUCAGUGGAAAAAUUCUACACUCUAGCCUCAGUAGCACUGGCGUUUUUCAUAUUAUUAAUGAAGAUUGUGAUACAAAGAUUGAAAACUCACUGGCUUUAUGUGAAUGCCAUUUCAGUAUUUCUAUGAAUCAAAUUUCAAUGGAAACUCGAGAAACGGAAGACACUUUUGUAAAAGAAAAUUAUAUUUCAGAUUUUCGUGCAAUGAUUAGUUUACAAAAAACCUCUUUUCAAUUGAUCAACUGUCAUCAUCCCAUGAAUUCCUCUAAUCAUAGUGAAGCACAAAAUGUAUGCAGCAAAUACGUACCUCACAUUGUCCAACUUUACCCGAACGUAACUAGUGAUUGGCUAAACAUGCUUUUGAAAGCAGAAAAUGGCCUAAAUAGUCUACGAACAGUUAACAUCUCCAGCUGUAAGUUUAAUGGGAAAUGUCAGAAACAGCAAAAUUGUGUAAAAAACAUUAGCUCCUGCAAACACUGGGAUGAAAGUGUCCAGCAACCAACAUCAACAAAAGCAAAUUUAAAGACAUUUAAUUGUGAAUCUGGUGGGACAGCAUUUCAGUGUAUUAAAUUUGCAACACGUUCACUAAAUUGUAAAGACAAUUCUCAUUUACAGCAAUGUGAGCGCUAUACAUGUCCUCCUAAUUUUGUAAAAUGUUAUAACUCUUUCUGUAUUCAACCUGACAUGAUUAAUGACAAUGUCAAAGAUUGUCCUCAUGGAGAAGAUGAAAUAAUUUUGCCAAAAAAUGACACUGAGCAAUGUUUUGGGAAUGUCACAGCCUAUGUAAAAGAUCUUUGUCUUAGCAAUCUUUAUCCCCAUAAAGUACCAAGUAAUCAAUAUCAUUGCUCCCCUGCUUGUCCCGAGAAUUUUACUUGCUUUUCAAACAGACGAUUAGUUCACAGCACAAUGUCAAUCGACAUUUACACAUUUCGUUUCCCAGUCUAUGUUAGUUCUGACUUGUAUUUCUCAGAAAUGAUUUCAGCUUAUUUUCCAAUUCUACAUACCAUUUCUAUUUCUGUUCAAAACUGUAAAAUAGAAAAUUUCGACUCGACAUUUAAGAAUUGGAGGCUUUCAAAUCUACAGGAAUUGAAUUUAAGUUUCAAUGACUUGAAUAGUAGUAACAAUAUGACUUUGUUUCACGAUAUGAUCAAAUUAACUUUUUUAAAUCUUUCAAAUAAUCCAAGACUCGGAAUAAAUCAAAAUUUCACAUUCCCAGAAAAUUUGGAAACCCUCGAUCUCUCUCACACUUCAUUUAAGUCCAUUAGAGUGAAUAUGUUUCUUAAUUUAAAACGACUAAAAUAUCUAGAUUUAAGCAGCACAAGAGUUGUAACAUUUAGAGACUUGGGAAUACCGAAGUUUUACACGCUAGACACCUUGUAUUUGAAAAAUGUCACAAUCUCUCAAAUACGCAAAGAUUUUUUUAAAGGAAUGACCAUUCGGACUGGAUUGUGGACGAGUGACUUUACAUUAUGUUGUCCUCAAAUUUUAAAUGCAAAUAUAUCUGUGGACAAAUGCCAUGGACCUGCUGACGCCAUCUCUUCGUGCAAUCAUCUCAUUGGGGACGUGUUAAAGAGAUUGGUCAUUUGGAUUGUCGGUAUCAUAACAAUAGUAGGUAACGGGAUAGUAUUAAUCUACAGAUUCGUGUGGAAUCGAGAAGUAUUUAAGAAAGCUUAUGGUCUUUUUGUCACAGGUCUUGCAUUAUCGGAUUUCCUUAUGGGGAUAUAUUUGAUGAUUAUUGCAAGCGUUGACAUUGACUAUAAAGAUAUGUAUGUCUUGGAAGAGAAACACUGGAGAAACGGGACGUUGUGUCAGAUCUCUGGGUUUUUAUCCACUCUCUCCAGCGAAACAUCAACUUUCUUUAUUUGUUUGAUCACUUUAGAUCGUUACUUGAGCAUCAAUUAUCCGUUUGGUGAAUAUAAAUUAACAAAAACGUGGACUCGUAUACUAUUUAUAUUAGCUUGGUUAGUGGGCAUUGUCCUGGCAGCUGUUCCUUUAGUCAUUUCUAGUUGGAAAAUUUAUUCUACUAACGGUCUGUGUUUGGCUCUUCCCUUUAGUUCUAUUCGUUUCAGCGGCUGGGAGUUCACUUUUGUCGUUUAUGUUGGAGUUAAUUUUGUUUUAUUUUUACUUAUCGCCUUUGGUCAAGUGGCCAUCUUUGUCAACAUAACUCGCAGAAAGCAGUCUAUGCCGAGCUUAAAAAAAUGUCCCAAAAGAAGAUUAGAAGAUUUAGCCGUUGCCAGGAAGCUUGCUUUUGUUGCUAUGUCUGAUUUUCUGUGCUGGUUCCCUAUCGGAAUAAUUGGAAUCUUGUCAAUGAAAGGACACACAUUUGACAGCGAUGUUUACGCUUGGUUUGCGGUGUUUGUCUUACCCAUAAAUUCAGCGUUAAAUCCAGUCAUCUAUACCAUCCCUACUGUAUAUGCCAAAUGUAAACCAAACCAGCAAAAUAAUACAAAAACAAAUUCAAGUCAAUUAUGAUUAUCGAUACUAUACAGCAGUCUUUCUCACCAUUUGUAUUAACAAAGUCGACACAUCUUUUCUUCUUGGAAAAGGUAAAUGCGAGGGAGGGGUGGGGAAACUAGCUGCUUGAGUUGUUCCUAGGAGGAGUUGUCGAAUCAAAGAUCCCACGUUUUAUGCUUUAGUUGCUCCUAGGAAGAGUUGUCGAAUCAAAGAUCCCACGUUUCAUGCUUUAUUUGCUCCUAGGAGGAGUUAUCGAAUCAAAGAUCCCACGUUUCAUGCUUUAGUUGCUCCUAGGAGGAGUUAUCGAAUCAAAGAUCCCACGUUUCAUGCUUUAGUUGCUCCUAGGAAGAGUUGUCGAAUCAAAGAUCCCACGUUUCAUGCUUUAUUUGCUCCCAGUAGGAGUUGUCGAAUCAAAGAUCCCACGUUUCAUGCUUUAUUUGCUCCCAGUAGGAGUUGUCGAAUCAAAGAUCCCACGUUUCAUGCUUGAGUUGCUCCUAGUAGGAGUUGCCGAAUCAAAGAUGCCACGUUUCAUGCUUUAUUUGCUCCUAGGAGGAGUUGUCGAAUCAAAGAUCCCACGUUUCAUGCUUUAUUUGCUCCUAGUAGGAGUUGUCGAAUCAAAGAUCCCACGUUUCAUGCUUGAGUUGCUCCUAGUAGGAGUUGUCGAAUCAAAGAUCCCACGUUUCAUGCUUUAUUUGCUCCUAGUAGGAGUUGUCAAAUGAAAGAUCCCAUGUUUCGCUCUAACCAGGACGUCCAUUCUUUCGCUAUUUUAAAAUUUACCAUUCUCUCUUAUUAAAAUUUGUGUUCCUUUAUGUAUCUAAAAUUGCUUCUGCACUUUGUAUUCAUGAGAUAAAAACCUAAAAAAAACACCAUUUUUCUUACAAUAAAUGUAUGUCACGUAUUAAAUA